UUUUUAAUCGCCGCCGCUCCUGGCUCUUUCUCCUUCCGCAUCCGCCUCGGGGCUCUCAGCCCCUUCUUCACCGCUCACCAUCUGAAUCAGGAUUUUUCUUGCACAACUGCAGUUUACCUGUUGACUUUUAACCGCAUUCAAGAUGGUGAAGUUUACGGCAGAAGAGCUCCGCAGAAUUAUGGAUUUCAAGCACAAUAUCCGUAAUAUGUCUGUCAUUGCGCAUGUUGAUCAUGGAAAAUCUACUCUUACUGACUCUCUUGUGGCGGCUGCUGGUAUCAUUGCACAAGAAGUGGCAGGUGAUGUGCGUAUGACUGAUACACGCCAGGAUGAAGCUGAACGUGGCAUCACGAUCAAGUCUACUGGGAUCUCUCUCUAUUAUGAGAUGUCUGAUGAGUCACUAAAAAACUACAAAGGUGAAAGGAAUGGAAAUGAGUACUUGAUCAACCUCAUUGAUUCACCUGGGCACGUUGACUUCUCUUCAGAGGUCACUGCUGCUCUCCGUAUCACUGAUGGUGCACUGGUUGUGGUAGACUGUAUCGAGGGUGUCUGUGUUCAGACUGAAACUGUCUUACGACAGGCUCUUGGAGAAAGGAUUAGGCCAGUUUUGACUGUCAACAAGAUGGACCGCUGCUUCCUUGAGCUCCAAGUUGAUGGAGAGGAAGCCUACCAGACAUUUCAACGUGUGAUUGAAAAUGCCAAUGUGAUCAUGGCCACAUAUGAAGAUUCUCUUCUUGGUGAUUGCCAAGUUUACCCAGAGAAAGGAACUGUAGCUUUUUCUGCUGGCUUGCAUGGUUGGGCUUUCACGUUGACCAACUUUGCCAAGAUGUAUGCAUCCAGGUUCGGAGUUGAUGAGGGAAAAAUGAUGGAGAGACUCUGGGGAGAGAAUUACUUCGACCCUGCCACAAGGAAGUGGACUUCCAGAAACACAGGUUCACCCACUUGCAAGAGAGGAUUUGUUCAGUUCUGCUAUGAACCUAUCAAACAAAUUAUAAGUACAUGCAUGAAUGAUCAGAAGGACAAGUUAUGGCCCAUGUUGCAGAAGCUAGGUGUCACCAUGAAGUCUGAGGAGAAAGAUUUGAAUGGGAAAGCACUGAUGAAACGUGUGAUGCAGACCUGGCUGCCUGCAAGUACUGCCCUUCUUGAAAUGAUGAUCUUCCACCUUCCAGCUCCAGCAAAGGCACAGAAAUACCGUGUGGAGAAUUUGUAUGAAGGCCCUCUUGAUGACAUAUAUGCAAAUGCCAUCAGAAACUGUGAUCCAGAUGGGCCUCUGAUGCUUUAUGUCUCGAAGAUGAUUCCAGCAUCGGAUAAAGGUAGGUUCUUUGCCUUUGGUCGAGUCUUUUCUGGGAGGGUAAGCACUGGUUUGAAGGUCAGGAUAAUGGGGCCUAACUAUGUUCCUGGUGAGAAGAAGGAUCUGUAUGUUAAGAGCGUGCAGCGAACUGUUAUUUGGAUGGGUAAAAGGCAAGAGUCCGUGGAGGAUGUGCCAUGUGGAAACACUGUUGCUUUGGUUGGUCUGGAUCAGUACAUUACAAAGAACGCAACUCUAACCAAUGAGAAGGAAGUGGAUGCUCAUCCAAUCAGGGCAAUGAAGUUCUCGGUUUCACCUGUUGUUCGUGUUGCUGUGCAAUGUAAGGUCGCCUCUGACCUACCUAAGCUUGUUGAGGGCUUGAAACGACUUGCCAAAUCUGAUCCCAUGGUGGUGUGUACAAUUGAGGAAUCUGGUGAGCACAUUAUUGCUGGAGCUGGAGAACUGCAUCUUGAGAUCUGCUUGAAGGACCUGCAAGAAGACUUCAUGGGCGGCGCAGAGAUUAUUAAGUCUGAUCCUGUUGUGUCUUUCCGUGAAACAGUUCUUGAGAGGUCUUGUCGUACGGUGAUGAGCAAGUCUCCUAACAAGCACAACCGUUUGUACAUGGAGGCCCGACCUUUGGAGGAUGGACUUGCUGAGGCUAUUGACGACGGGCGUAUUGGCCCCAGGGAUGAUCCCAAGUCCCGAUCCAGAAUCCUAUCUGAAGAGUUUGGAUGGGAUAAAGAGCUUGCAAAGAAGAUCUGGUGCUUUGGGCCUGAAACCACUGGUCCUAACAUGGUUGUUGACAUGUGUAAGGGAGUUCAGUAUCUGAAUGAAAUCAAGGACUCUGUGGUUGCUGGGUUCCAAUGGGCUUCAAAAGAAGGGCCAUUAGCUGAAGAAAAUAUGCGAGGCAUUUGCUUUGAAGUCUGUGAUGUUGUUCUCCAUGCUGAUGCCAUCCACCGAGGUGGCGGGCAGGUUAUUCCAACUGCAAGAAGGGUUAUAUACGCUUCCCAGAUGACUGCCAAACCUAGGCUUUUGGAGCCUGUUUAUCUUGUUGAAAUUCAGGCACCAGAACAGGCACUUGGAGGCAUAUAUAGUGUUCUUAAUCAAAAGAGAGGUCAUGUCUUUGAGGAGAUGCAGAGGCCAGGUACUCCACUUUAUAAUGUCAAGGCUUACCUGCCUGUCAUCGAGUCCUUUGGAUUCUCGGGCACUCUGAGGGCUGCAACUUCUGGUCAGGCGUUCCCUCAGGCUGUCUUUGAUCACUGGGAUAUGAUGCCUUCUGACCCAUUGGAGCCUGGGUCCCAGACUGCAAACCUGGUUGCUGAUAUUCGCAAGAGGAAGGGUCUCAAGCAACAGAUUACACCACUCUCUGAGUACGAGGACAGGCUAUAAGGAAUCCAAUAUUGGAGACGUGUUUUGGCUGGUCUGUCUUAAUUUUUUUUCCUUAAAUGGUUUAUUUGGUAUCAAUUUUUUAGUCACUGAGUUGUGCAUCCAGGCAAGUGGCUGGGGUGCAGUUUUCAGUGAGGUUCCCAUUUAUCUUUUGGUCAGAAAACUUAUAGUUGGUUUGAGAGAAUUCUAUUUUGGUACUUUUUUUCUGGCAUUUUAAGCCAGAGUUGCUAUAUUGAUUUUACAUGACUGGAAAUUUGGGGAUUAAAAUUCAGAAUAAUAAUCACAGUUAUACUAUAUAUUUGGAGAU
Phoenix dactylifera (date palm) is the source of this 2978-nucleotide messenger RNA. Its product is annotated as elongation factor 2-like. Lineage: Eukaryota; Viridiplantae; Streptophyta; Magnoliopsida; Arecales; Arecaceae. Gene Ontology annotation, biological process: translational elongation. Gene Ontology annotation, cellular component: cytosol; ribonucleoprotein complex. Gene Ontology annotation, molecular function: ribosome binding; GTPase activity; translation elongation factor activity. The record is from RefSeq and is a predicted model, not a curated record.